This is a messenger RNA of Dromiciops gliroides (monito del monte), 2961 nucleotides long. It is a transcript of the gene TRAFD1, whose product is annotated as TRAF-type zinc finger domain containing 1. The coding region runs from base 252 to 2153 and encodes 633 amino acids. The record is from RefSeq and is a predicted model, not a curated record. The transcript is spliced from 13 exons. Lineage: Eukaryota; Metazoa; Chordata; Mammalia; Microbiotheria; Microbiotheriidae.
GCGGCGGCGGUUCUGGGGCGGUUGUUGAGUGCGGGGGCUGAGUGGGAUUGUUGUUGCUGUGGCUGCCGCUGCCCCCGCUGCCGCUGCCGCUGCCGCUGUCGCUCCUCCUCCUUGUCGCUGCCGCUGCCGCCGGUGACGGCUCCUUUUCUUCCUCCUUCCCAGGGGCAGCUCCCCCGUCUAUCCCAACGGUCCAGGCCUCGAGUCUCUGCCUCUUUUUCGGCCGGGAAAACUACCCUGACAUUUAUCCUCCAAUGAGUGACCCCUCCCCUCAGUCUUGUGGCUCGUUAAAGAUGGCUGAAGUGAUAGAGCAGGAAACUCAACUGUGUGACAACUGCAAAAGAGACAUUCCUAUGCCCAACUUUACCAUCCAUGAAAUUCACUGUCGACGAAACAUUGGCAUAUGCCAUCUCUGCAAGGACCCGGUCCCCAAAUCCGAAAUGAAGGCCCACGUCGAGCUGGAGCACAGCCAGGUGACCUGCAAGUGUAACAUGAAGAUGGAAAGGCAGCAAUUAACCAAUCAUGAGGCUCUGGAAUGCCCCUUGAGGCUUGCCGUCUGCCAGCACUGUGAGCUGGAACUUGCAUUCCUCAAGUUGAAGGACCAUGAAGAAUACUGUGGGGCCCGCACCGAGCGGUGUGGCAAGUGCGGCCGCAACGUCCUGGUGAAAGACCUCAAGGCUCACCCUGAAGUGUGCGGCAGAGAGGAGGGGGAAAAGGAGGCAGGCACUCGGCCUUCCCGCAGCCGUGAGAGUGAGGAGGAGGAGGAGGAGGAGGAGGAGGAGGAGGAGGAGGAGGAGGAGGAGGAGGGAGCGUGGUUCACAGCGCAGACUGUUCAGAGCAUGUUGGGGCCUGAAAACCCCACAAGACCCCUGCGGAGGUUUCCGGGGUCCCUGGAGGACCCCUUUUAUAGCCGUUUCCUAGCAGGCCAGAUGACGAGAAAUCCAAGCCGAGGGGCCGAGUCGGCCGUGCAGCUCGACCGGAAUCGAGUGGAGAAACGGGAGAAGCACACAGGGAGUAAAAGCCAGCUGUCCCCCCCGGCAUUGGCUGAGGAAGAUGCCCACCUGGACUAUAUGCUGGCCCUGAGCCUGCAGAGCGAGAGCGGUGCCCCCAGCAGCACAGCCACCCACCUCGAGGAUUUCUGGAGGGCUGUGUGUGCCAAAGACCUCGGACCCACUGCGGGUCUGAGCCGGGCCCAGGACAAUGACCUUUACACUGAGCCUUUCCCAACCAUGGAUGGGCCCAAGGACUCGAAGAGUGAUGAGACCAUGUUGCCUUGUGAGUUUUGUGAGGAGCUUUAUCCCGAGGAAGACCUGAUUCUCCAUCAGACCGGCUGUAACCCGACCAGCGCCCUGGCUUCCUUCAGCAAGAGAAGCUCACCCCCAAGCCUGUCCCAGGACCGAGGGCACCGUGAGGACCAGGAGGAUCCGCUUCAGAGGUUCCUGGACCUGCCGGCCACACGGGCUAUGAGUGGCAGGUUUCGCUCCCUCUUGGAUCUGUCUGCUGUGCCCUCCGGGGAGAGCAGCAUCAUCAUCCCCUGUGAAUUCUGUGGCGUCCAGUUAGAGGAGGAAGUCCUUUUCCACCACCAGGACCAGUGUGACCUCCGCCCAGGCAGUGGAGUAGAAUGGUUACUUCCUAAACAAGACAGCUCACCCCCAGAGACGUCCCCAGAGCUGCCCAGGCGGCGGAUCAGACACCAAGGAGACUUGUCGUCUUGCUAUAUGGAUGACAUACGGCAGGAGGCGGCCAGCAAAACAGCGUAUCCCCUGCCUCCCAGUAGGCCUGCAAAUAGCAUAGGGCUUGCCCGAAACAGACUGCAGAAAGCGGUGUUGGACCCUCGGCCUGGGGUCCUGCCGAGCCCUUCCCGUGUGCUGAAGGCUGGCAACUUGGAUAGCCUGGAGACGAGAGGGCAGAGUCGCAGGAGCCACAGCCCAGCCACGGGGCCCCUCUCGGUCAUCCGGCCUGCUCGAAGCUCGUACCCUGAGAACUACGUGCCCAGUUUCCCCCGGGUACCUCCAGUGAGACAUGGAUUAAGCGUGAGAAACGAGGUUGGAAGGAGCUCGCGGAUUAACACCACUGCUGCCAGCUUCCGGAAUAGGACUGCCAAGACAAAGUCUCCAAAACCAGCGGCUGGAGACGCCGAGGAAGAGGAGGAGUAGCCUCAGGGCUGGGGUUGAGCCACUUCCUAUGCACCGCAGCGCCUGCCCUGGGGCACGACGCUGGUCCUCUGAUGGGUCCAACAGAGAACCUCCUAUGGAUUUUCAUUUUUCUAGGCAGCCGUCAUUUUCUAACUUUUUACCUGGGGAAGUGGUCGUGGGGAGGCCAUUCUGAGUUCCAUUUCUGUCUGUGGCCUGGGGCCUCGUGGAGAUCAGACCCUCUUCCCACGAGGGCUCUGUCUCCUUGCAGUAUUGUGGGGUGGAGGGUGGGCAGGGGCUCCAGGCCAGUCAUCUACUGCCUUCUGUGCUGUCCGUGACGUCCUUCUGUGUCCUGAGAGGGGCUCGCUCUGUUUGGAGCUUCCCUGUAGCCAGCCAGACUAUGUGCUCCUGUUCUCUGUGCUAGUUUUGAAAUUUCUGUCUUGGGUCAGGGAAUUCCAGCGAGGGGGAUGUUGGGUUUUGGCCCAAAGUGGGAAUGGCCGGCAACCUCUGUUUGCACUUGGAGGCCCUAGACCUGCAUCGACUUCCCGGGCUUGAAGAGCAGGGCCCCAGGGAGUGUCUGGGAGGGUGGGGGUGGCCAUUAGCAAGUCUUGUCAUUGGCUCCCUGCUAGGGCUUUUGUGUCUGAAAAUAGCCCAUCAGUGGGAGCCACAGGGUGGACCUGGGCCAGCAGGGUGGCUUCCCCCCUCCCUCCAAGCAGUUCUACAGUUGGCUCUGAAAUAAACUUUCAGAGUCCCUUGUUGUUGUGGUUUUUUUAUUUUAAUUUUUUAAAGUUCCCUGUAAUAGAAAUAAAAUUUGUACUUGGAGUACAGCCUA